AACACGUGUUGUAUAAAAAAUAAAAAAGGUGUGAGAAUAUUUUUGUAAAAAAAUAUCAAAAUUAUGGUUUGGGAAGAAGUCGAAACAGCAAAGGAAGAGAAAAGAUACGAGCUAGUUCUACAUGGAACUGAAAUCUCCGAAAGAGUAACUUCUAGUGGUUUGGAUGAAACUAUAUUCACCUUGACAAAUCUCAAUUUUCUGCAAAUAUCUCAAACUGAACUGUCAGAACUGCCCGAAGCGCUUCGUCAACUUGUGAACCUUCGUACGUUGGAUUUACACCAGAAUAAGCUGUCUAAACUACCGUCUUGUGUCGGAGAGCUCGCAGAAUUGAAGUUUUUUGAUAUUUCUGGUAAUGUAUUGUCCGAAUUGCCCGUACAGUUGGGCGAAUUGACCAACCUACAUACCCUGAAUUUGAGCUGCAAUAAGUUAAAUUGUCUGCCAUCUUUUGAAAAGCUUAUUCAUCUAUCAAAAUUUGAUUGCUCCCACAAUAAAUUGGUAAGCCUGCCAGAUGGGGUUCACAAAUUGCAAACUCUGUAUGAGCUCCGUGCCUCGAACAAUAUAAUCGAAUCUAUCUCUGCGGAAAUUUCCCAUAACGUAGCUUUGAAAGUGUUGGACCUUUCUCAUAAUAAGCUCAAAGCCCUACCAGCAGAGCUUGCUGACUGCCACAAAUUGAAAGAACUGACGUUGUUGGAAAACCCGAUUGGGGAUAACCGUUUGAAAAAGCUUAUUGCACAGUGCCCAACGAAGUCCGUCCUCGAUUACGUUCGAAAUACAAGCGGCAAGACCAAAGGAAAGGGUAAAAAGGGAAAGAAACAUAGUUCUAAAAGUGACGGGGAUAAGGCUGACGAGGACCCACAGUUCGUUAUUAAAGUGGAAAGGAGUGAUGAGUACAAGGUUGUGAUAAAACAGAGUGUCACUGAUGUCCGACCGUAUGUUGUGUGUGCUAUCGCAAAGCAAAUUGACCUGGGUCAGCCUGAAACGUUCAAGAAAUUUAUUAAUAUGCAGGUAUUAUGAAAAGAUUACUUACUAAUAUAAUUAGUUUAAAGAUAAAGAGCAGAGCCCAGCAAAUAACUUUAAAUCCAAACAUAAUAAAAGGAAAAAUUGUUAUUAGCUAACGUUUCAUUGUUUACAAUACAACGUCAGUUCAGAGCAAUCUAAAUGAAUUUACAGGGUAUGGUAUAUAUAUUUACAAAAUAAUGGUUUAAUAUUACAAAAACGGUUACAUCAAUAACUAGUUAAUAAGUAAAGAUAAGUGUUAGACAGACUAAGUAUAGUUAAGGUUAAUAUUAUAUAACUAAUAAAAUGUCCUUUGUACCAUCUGAAAUUCAGGAUGGCAUCAAAUGUCACUGUUUAUUUGUUAACCCAUUGAGUGUAUUUCGGGCAAAAAUUAAGAAAAGUGCCACGUUAUAGGUGACCUGCCGUAUUUGUGCUUGAAUAUUUUUUGUGUAUUGGAAAAUCAAUCAUUUCAAUAUAACAAGUUGUAUUCACAACUGAAAUAUGGAAUACUGGUCAGAGUUUUCUUCAAGGUUAUGCAGGACAUUUUAUUUGACAAAAUUUAUUUUUCAGACAAAACUUCAUGAAUCUGCUUGUGAUCAUCGAGCUGUGGCAACCAUUGCAACCCACUGCAUGACGUCGCUUUCAUUUCCACUUGUUUACGAAGCCUUGCCAGUGGAUGAAAUCAGUCUGGUCCCUUUGGGAAAGAAUAAAACAUUCACGGCAACCGAAUUGGUCAAUGAUUUGAAGGCAACUGCCACUAAAGAAAAGCAAAGAACAAAACGUCAGGCAAAAUCAGGGCUUUUAAAGUAAGUAUUGUAACUACGAACAAUUAAGGUCUAAAAUUGCAGUG
This is a messenger RNA of Paramuricea clavata, 1846 nucleotides long. The record is from the annotation of a GenBank genome assembly. NCBI's taxonomy places the organism in Eukaryota, Metazoa, Cnidaria, Anthozoa, Malacalcyonacea, Plexauridae.